AUGUCAGGAACAUACGACCGUGUGGGUGAACUAAAAGCUUUCGACGAGAUGAAGAUCGGAGUGAAGGGUCUCGUCGACGCCGGAAUCACAAAAAUCCCACGUAUUUUCCAGCACNCGCAAGUCAAUUUAAGAAAUCCUAAACCCUCCUCGACGGUCCGGAUCCCAACAAUCGAUCUUGGAGGUGGAAUGUACGAGUCCAAGGCGACACGUGAGCGUGUGGUUGCGGAGGUGAGAGACGCGAUGGAAAAGUUUGGAUUUUUCCAAGCGANUAACCAUGGGGUUCCACUCAGUGUGAUGGAGAAGAUGAUAGGUGGGAUUCGUGCGUUUCAUGACCAAGAUCCAGAAGUGAGAAAGAAGUUUUAUAGCCGUGAUAAGACCAAAAACGUCAAGUAUAACACAAAUAAUGAUCUCUAUGACUCUCCAGCUGCGACUUGGAGAGAUACCUUAAGUUGUUUUAUGUUCCCUGAUGCUCCAAAAGCAGAGGACUUGCCAGAGAUCUGCGGGGAAACCAUGAGGGAGUACUCGAAGCAAGUGAUGAAGUCAGCGGAGUUAGUCUUUGAGCUUUUAUCAGAAGGUUUAGGGCUCAGUCCUAACCAUCUUAAAGAAAUAGAUUGCGCAAAAGGUUUGUUGAUGCUCUCUCAUUGCUACCCUCCAUGUCCUGAGCCUGAUCGAACACUCGGCGGGCCGCAGCACACAGAUAGAUCUUUCAUCACUAUACUUCUUCAAGACCACGUUGGAGGACUUCAAGUUCUCCAUGAUGGAUACUAUAUCGAUGUUACUCCUACUCCGGGAGCUCUUAUCAUUAACGUUGGAGAUCUCCUACAGCUUAUAUCAAAUGACAAGUUUGUAAGCGUGGAGCAUAGGGUUUUGGCGAACAGAGUUCAAGAACCGCGCAUUUCAGUCGCUUGUUUCUUUGUGCAUCCUUCACCAGGUCGAUUUUAUGGACCNAUAAAAGAGCUUUUGUCUGAAGAAAACCCUCCCAAGUACAAAGAAACAACUGCGGAAGUCUCUAACCACUAUGUGCCUAGAAGAGCUGGUGAAAAUUUUUCGUUGCACCAUUUAAGGAUCUGA
Molecule: messenger RNA, 1071 nt
Organism: Arabis nemorensis
Lineage: Eukaryota; Viridiplantae; Streptophyta; Magnoliopsida; Brassicales; Brassicaceae
Source: the annotation of a GenBank genome assembly